This is a messenger RNA of Tribolium castaneum (red flour beetle), 6190 nucleotides long. RefSeq lists its product as uncharacterized. The record is from RefSeq and is a predicted model, not a curated record. The transcript is spliced from 26 exons. Gene Ontology annotation, biological process: proteolysis; peptide catabolic process. Gene Ontology annotation, cellular component: cytoplasm. NCBI's taxonomy places the organism in Eukaryota, Metazoa, Arthropoda, Insecta, Coleoptera, Tenebrionidae. The coding region runs from base 25 to 6072 and encodes 2015 amino acids. Gene Ontology annotation, molecular function: metalloaminopeptidase activity; zinc ion binding; peptide binding.
GCUAUUGUCAGUCGUGUGUGACAAAUGACGGUUUCUAGUAUGAUUUCUGUGAUAAUUUUAGUGCCGUUUUUGGCAAGUCUGAGUCUAGCCCAAGUGGCGUUUCCUGUUAAUUACGAUAUUACAAUUAACCCGAAUUUGGACCAACUGAGUUUUACAAGUGAAACAGUUAUUUCAAUUCAAGCAGAAGACACUGUACAAACAAUUACGCUAAAUUCCAAAAAUCUAAUAAUUAGUGAUCCAAUCAAAAUCACCAAUUCAAUAAAUGAAGUUCUAGAGAACGUUACUUUUGAAUUACACCCACAAAACGAGACUUUAGUCUUACAUUUUCAAACCCCACUGUCCCCAGGCUUGUACAUUGCUACUAUCGUGUCCCAUGGUAAGAUAAACACGAAUUUGGAAGGUUUCUACCAAGUUGAGACACCAAACAACAAAAUUUUUUUAACAAAUUUCCACUACAGCAAAGCUCGUCAAGUUUUUCCCUGCUUUGACCAUCCGACUUACUUAUCAACCUUUACAUUGACUUUAAUUCAUCCGAAAAAGUACAAAUCGGUCGCAAGUAGCGUCAAAAAAUCACAAACUGAAACAGAUGGGACCACCGUUAAGUCCGUUUUUGCCCAAUCUGACCCUUUGCCUCCACACUUGUUCGCGUUUGCUUUCAGCGACUUGACCCAAACUAAAUACGAGGAAGUUUCAGUGUUUAGUAGAGAUAAAGACGAAAUUGAAUAUCUGGGACAAUGGUCAAAAACCGCUUCGUAUCUCUUCCAACAAAGUGAGACGUUUCGGAUUCAAAAACUGGACCAGAUUGUUGUGCCAGAUUAUGGCUUGUCUCAAGACGUUGUAGUGAAUAUCGGGCUAAUUUUUUAUAGAGAAUCUGCGGUGUUUUAUAAGCUAGAACGCGAAACUGUUGAAGAUAAGCAAAAAAUUGGGGAACUGGUUGCUGGGGCUGUUGUCAGACAGUGGUACAAGGAGGCAAAUACGGCAGGCUGGUGGUCCAAUUUUUGGGUCAGUGAAGGCUUCUCCCUCACUUACCAGUUCAAUGUUUUGGAGAGUUUCUGGAAAUGGAGAGUUGUGGAACAGUUUUUGGUGCAAGAACUUGAUGACACGUUUGACUACGAUUCUAAGACGGGACUUACAGUCAUUGUGUCAAACCCUGACGAUUUCUCAAAGUUUCACGAAAUUAAAUCUUUUGCCCUAGUUAGGAUGUUGUCACACUUGGCAAAACCUGGCGAUAUUUUUGAAGAUGGGAAUGAAAUUGCGUCCUCGUGGUCACAAAAACCCGGAUUUCCGGUUGUUAAAGUGACGAGGAAUGCGAAUGUGUUUACAUUUGAGCAAAGUGGGGCCUUUUCAACCCCGGUUAGUGUGGUUUUCCAGGACGAAACAGAUCUCAGUUAUGACCUAAUUUUGGAAAAAAACAUCCAACAAGUGAACUUAUCAGUGACAGGGGCUUGGUAUCUCGUGAAUUAUGAUCGAUAUGGAUACUUUCGGACAUACUAUGACAAGGACAAUUGGCUCAAGCUUGCAACUUUCCUGCAAGGCUCUAACAUUGAUGCAAUUAGCCCAGUCAAUAGGGCGCUCUUAAUAAAGGAUUCGUUUAAUUUAGCAAAGUCGGGCUUAUUAUCGUACGAUAUUUACUUAGAUUUAACAAAAUAUCUGACAAAAGAAACAGACUAUAUUCCUCUUUAUGCUUUUAUUAAAACAGCAAAUCGUCUUAAAACUCUGUUUGCCAAAACAGACAUUCAGGACGUAUUUAUGGAACAUGCCAGAAAUUUGCUUCAACAUGUGUACAACAAAGUUGGAACCUCUCUCACUUCAUCAGACACCCACUCAGAUAUUCUGAGCCGCAUGAAAAUUUUGACUUGGUUGUGCGAUUUUGGACUUGACAAUUGCCGCACAGAAAUGUUUGCAAAACUAAGCCAAGGACAAGCAGUUGAGCCUGAUUUGCAAGAACUCGUCUACUGUGGAGGGAUGCGACUUGGAACUUUGCCAACAUUUAUGUUUCUCAAAGAUCAGCACAAUGUUCACCAAAAAGACAGAAUUUUGAAAAGUAUGGCUUGUACGUCCGAUCUUGGUCUUCUAAGGAAUUACUCGCUUGCGAUCGUUGAUGACAAUAUAAUGCUUCGCCUUAAGCGUGAGUUUAAAUUAAGUGCUUUCAAGGCCAUUAUAGACGGAAGCGACGAAGGUGUCGAUGUUAUCCUUGAUGUGGUUAAAAAGUAUUUGGAGCACAUUUUAAAAAGUUUUACGUCCGAAGAAAUUUCAGAAAUGUUCGUUUCUUUGUCCAAGAAAUUAGUGACUGGGGAGCAACUCGCUAAGAUUGAUGAAAUUGUGGCUUGUCUGGACGAUAAUCAAAAAGUGACGUAUGGAAAAAUCUUCGAAACUGUGCAAACAAACAUCAACGAAAAUAUCAACUGGAGGAAAGCAAAUUUGGACGUUUUCCGAAAAUGGUUAAACAUAAGUCAAAGUACAACUGUACCACCUAGUACGACGCCAUCGCCUGGAGGAGCCGCCUCACUAAAAAUUUCGUCGCUUGGUCUUGCAUUGGUGUCUCUAUGUUUUAUUUUAAUGUCACCGACUUUUAAAAAAUGUGACCGAAAACGUGAAAAUUUCAACGAUUGUCUAUCAAUUGCCGUCAAAGACGCUAUCAUGCAGUUAGGACACUCUAAACCUGAAAUCGGGUUGCCUGUUCUUGAACCAUUAUUUAUACCAUCAUGGGCUAUCAAUUUGCAGGGAAUUAAGCAGUCUUACCGUAAUUACAAAAUGUGGGGACUUACCAAUAUCACAUCAAUGAGAGUAGAGAUUCUCGAAAUAGAGGCACAAUUCCUCGAUGUUAAAGGCGAGUUUGAGUAUGAGAUGCAUGGAAGGCUUUUGAUAAUGGAACUCAAUGGUAAAGGGCCAGGUUUUGUCAAUUUUGUUAAGCCAAACGCAACUCUGACUUUUAAACUUGGAGAAUACGAGAAACGCAGAAAGAAACACUAUAAAGUAACUGGGAGUAAGUUAGUGGUGGCACCUCAGUCGGUGUCUGCGAAUUUUGAUAACAUCAUCAAUGGAGACAAAGAACUGAGUGACAAUAUUAAUAAAAUGUUUAACGACAAUUGGAAAGGCCUGUUUGAAGAAAUUGGUCCUACUUAUGAAGACGCUUGUGCCCAAGUGUUCCAAGGGAUAUUUAACCGGGUUUUGAGCAAAGUACCUGUAGAUGAACUAUUUGCCAUAAUGUCGCUCUUUUGGCUUUUUCUCACCCUGCUAUUAGCACACACUAAGUCUACCCCAAUUGAACCGAAAACCGUCGAGUAUCGCUUACCCGAAGGUGCCGUCAAAGUGAUCCACUAUGACAUUGCUCUAAACCUCAAAAAAGAUAUUUUCGAUACCAAUACCUUCACUGGAGUAACUUACAUUUUAUUUAAAAAUCUGAAAAGUACCAACGAAAUUCGGUUACAUGCCAAUGGCUUGGACUUCUCUGAAGUACUACUAGCAGCGGCUGAUGCCAAACAAAUCAAUUUUGAAAAUAAAGAUUUUGUUAGCGACCCUGCUAGUGAUAUACUCACACUUACCACAAGUACCAACUUGGAGGCUGGUGCAGAGUACCAGCUUAAAUUCACAUAUCAGGCAAAAUUACGUACCGAUGAAAUGUACGGUUUUUACAAGAGUUCCUACAAGGCACCUAAUGGUACUACCGUUUAUCUAGCAACGACCCAGUUUCAGGCAACUCAUGCCAGGAAGGCUUUCCCUUGCUUUGAUGAACCGAUAUAUAAAGCACUUUUCGAUAUUAAAAUAACCCAUCCUAGUAUCUACAAAGCUGUUGGUAAUACUAGAGGUAGUACCCAAACUAUUAAUCAGGAUUAUAGUGCUACUAGUUUUGCCACAACCCCGGCCAUGUCCACAUAUUUGAUAGCUUUCAUCGUUUCGGAUUUCACGUGUUCUGGUAGUACUCCGAUUGAGGAAGCCAUCCCUCACCUGGUCUGUUCACGAAAUGAAGCUGUUUCCACUAGGGAAUUGGCCGAAAAAGUUGGGCCUAAGUUAAUGUGGGCCAUGGAAAACUUCACAGGAAUUGCGUACAACGUGUCCAAAAUUACGAAAGUACACCAGGUUGCGAUUCCAGAUUUUGCAGCAGGUGCUAUGGAAAACUGGGGACUAGUGACUUAUCGGGAGACUGCGCUUUUGUGGGACCCUGAAGAGUCCUCUAACCGCUACAAGCAAAGGGUCGAAACGGUGAUAGCACACGAAUUGUCGCAUUUUUGGUUCGGUGAUUUAGUUACGACGCAUUGGUGGUCGGACACUUUCCUAAACGAGGGUUUUGCCACCUAUUUUGAGUACUUUGCCACAGCUGAAAUUGAAAAUGACUGGGAAAUGGAGAAACAAUUCGUGAUUGAACAACUCCACCCUGUUCUAGCAAGCGAUGCCUCACAAACUUCCAACCCUUUAUCAUCCUCAGUAUCGUCACAAGCGCAGAUUCAAGGCCGGUUCAAUUCAAUUUCGUACAAUAAAGGUGGUAGCAUAUUCAGAAUGGUGCGGCACAUAAUGGGCGAAGAAAAUUUCAAAGCCGGCAUUCACGCCUAUUUGGAGAAACACAAGUUUGGCUCAACUACACCGACCGAUCUCUGGGACGCUUUAACCCCCUUUGCCAAAUUUUUACUUCCCCUAAAUAAAACAUUUUCCAUUGUUAUGGAUGAUUGGGUAAACAAGCCCGGAUAUCCAGUCCUGACCGUCCGAACUAAUUAUUCAGGCCUUGUGCUUACACAAACGAGAUUUGUGGCUUCUGGGGAAGCGGAAAAAGGAAAAUGGUUUAUUCCUUUGAGUUACACCACGGCCUCAGACACGAAUAAGUUCCAAAGCACGUCGGUUAAGCUUUGGUACAUGCCGUUAGGCGUCUUGAAUCUUCUAUACACGCCGAAAAAUAAGACUGAUUGGAUCAUUUUCAAUAAUCAACAGACAGGAUAUUACAGAGUCGAUUACGAUGACAUCCUUUGGAAACGGAUUGAAGUGGCUUUGAACAAGCCCGGGUUUGAUGGCAUUCACGAAAUAAAUCGGGCACAAUUACUCGACGAUUUGCACAAUUUUGCAAGAUAUGGCAUCCACACUUACACAGAAUUAUUCGAUUUCUACCGAUACUUGAAAAAAGAAACCUCGUACUACCCGUGGUACGCCGCCAUGACUGCUUUUUCAACCAUGUUGGCCAGAACAGGAGAUGAAAGAAUACGAACAAGUCUUUCGGAGUUUAUUUUAGAACUGAUUGAAAUUUUUUACAACACGCAUCCUUUCAACAGUCAAAAAAAUGAUAAUCAAAUCUAUACACACAGCAGGGUUUUGGCCUCGACUUGGGCUUGCAGACUGGGGCUCCACGAUUGUGUUAAAAAUGCUUUAGAUGCCUUUAAUAAUUACAAAACUUCGCAAAAGAGACCUGAUAAAAAUCUGAGGUCUGUGAUUUAUUGCAACGGCUUGAGACACAGCAAUGAUACUACAAAUGACUGGGAAUUCCUCUGGAAGGACUACCUGAGUACGAGCAUAGCCACGGAACAAGUCACGAUUUUGUCGGCUCUUGGUUGUGCCAAAGACACAACAGUACUUACCAAUUAUUUGGAAAAAUCGAUCAAUAGUACUUCGGGAAUUCGGCCACAAGACGCCCUUUCCGUGUUCUCCUCGGUGUACACCGGCAAUCCUGAAGGUGUCGACAUCGCGCUUGAUUUUCUCCUCAAAAAUUACAACAAAAUUGCGGCUCAUUAUGGUAGCAUGAACGCGGCGAGUUCUCUAUUCUCAGGUUUAGCGAGCCGAUUUACACGAAAGGACCAAACCGACAAGUUGAGCAAUUUCCUAGACACUGCCACCGAUUUGUCGGAAACUUUGCGAAAUUCCGCACGUGCGGCUCUCGCCAAUGCGUUAAUAAACCUAGAGUGGAUCGAGAAAUUUGAACGGGAAUUGACCCUUUAUUUUAGACUUGAAGAGGAAGAAACUACGCCUUCUACGCCUUCCACAUCGUCACCCACGACUCCGAAAGAUGAGGAAAAUAAUUCAGGAGUGGCGUCAACGAGCGGAUUUGCAACAAUAACAGCCACGAUGUGUAUUUUCUACUUCUAUUAUUAAGUAAAUAAUUUAUUGUUUUGUAAUCUAUUAAGUGCCAUAAUUAGCGAUAAGUCAAGCCUACAAUCGAAAUUGCAAAAUUGUAAAGUUUUAUUUCGCACAAAUAAACUUGACCCAAAAA